AUGAUCGUGCGUACGCUCCGAGCUCGCUGCACUUUCGUGCAAAAAUCCUCCAAUGCACUGAGAGCGUCUGUAUCCUCCCGAUGCUUACAGGUGUGCCAUCGUCCGCUGACACAAACGUGCGUGCGAUGGAAUUCUUCGGCGACGAAAGAAUCUGAACCAGUUGUUGCUGUGUCGGAAGCGAAUACCUCUGAAAUUGAUGUGAAGAUUGACUUAAGUACCAUCGGAGCGGAAAAAGCGAAGGUGCUUACUGUUGCAGACGUGUUGAACGCGCGUGAGAAGGAACUAGCUCUCAACAAAACGCUAUUUGACUUUGAAGAGUGGGAAAGCAUUGCUGGCACGGAGACGGUGCACGACGCAGUACUGGCGAUGGUCGGGCGCAACACUGGAUCCCUUAUCGUAACGGAGGCUCAUGAGGGGAUUGUCGGUAUUAUUACAGAGAGGGAUAUUCUAAAAAAGAUCUCGCCACGCACAGUGAUGACUGAGGAGAAACAUGUGCGCGAUGUCAUGUCUUCGCAUAUUAUGUGUAUCCAUCCCAGCACAACUGUCAUUGAUGCAUUAGCAACGAUGACAAAAGAGAAUAUUCGACACUUGGCAGUUGUGAAUGGUGACAUGGCGAGCGCUGUGAAGCGAGGAUCAGUGCAAGAAGAAGAUAUGCGCUGCGUGUUAUCCAUAACGGAUAUCGUCCGAGCGUAUGCAGAGUAUCAAUCUACAAAACGCAAGGAAGCGACAGCAGAAUCAUCGACUGACAUUGAAGCGGAGGUGGACAAGAAAGCGAUGGUUGCUGAAGGUGCUGACUGUGCGAAAACGGAAGCAUCGGUGCCAGUCGAUGCAGAAGCUACGAGGCCGUUUACUCCGGUAGUUACAGCGGCGGCGCUGCUAAAGAAGAAGCACAAACGCAUUCAGUUGAUUCUAAAUACUCGUCCGGAAGAUCACGUAACGGUGGCAGCAGCAGUGGAAGAGAUGGCAAAGCGCGAUUUUGGGGCCGUUUUGGUCGUUGACAAGGAUCAGCGAGUUCUUGGCAUCUUUACGGAGCGCGACUACAUUCACAAGAUUCUGUUUGAAGUGAAAGAUCCCGCUCAAGUGCUUGUGACGGACGUUAUGUCGCCGAUUACUUCGGUUCUGCAGCUUGAGGAUUCACUAGAAAAGUGUUGGGAUCUGGCAGCCACGUCAAAUUGUCGACACUUUCCUGUCAUUGGCGUCAUGCGUCAAGAUCGCGAGAAGGAACUUGCUGGUAUCUUGUCUAUCAAAGAUAUUGUUCGGGAGAUCUCGAAAGACCAUGACGCGACGCCUGGUUUUCGUCUUAUGGAGUUUCUCAAGUCCAAGAUGGAGCUCAAGCGAACUGAGCAUAAGCAUCCAGCGACUGAAUUAAAGUCCGAGACAACGGAAACAAAGACUGCAUCGUUGACCAAUGCGGUUUCUAUACAAGAACCGAAAGAAGAUGCAACGCGUGCGGUUUCCUCCGACACCAAGUUGAAGAACAGAGCAGAAGAACCUAUCGUAACCACUUAA
Messenger RNA from Plasmopara halstedii, 1509 nucleotides. Its product is annotated as inosine-5-monophosphate dehydrogenase. NCBI's taxonomy places the organism in Eukaryota, Oomycota, Peronosporomycetes, Peronosporales, Peronosporaceae. Bases 1 to 1509 code for a protein of 502 amino acids. The transcript is spliced from 3 exons. The record is from RefSeq and is a predicted model, not a curated record.